Molecule: messenger RNA, 3321 nt
Organism: Pieris macdunnoughi
Lineage: Eukaryota; Metazoa; Arthropoda; Insecta; Lepidoptera; Pieridae
Source: the annotation of a GenBank genome assembly
AUGUCGAAAAACGAUGACAGUCUCUUCCUUUUGGAAGUAUUGAUAGAUAAAAUUGUAUUUGUUAAAAGUCCUUGUUUUUCAGACAAAGAUUUUAGAACAUGUGUUAACAUCGAGUGCAAUGGAGUUGAGCCCUUAGAAGUAUGUGAUGAUGAUCCAAAUGUGGGGAUUGCAAGAAGUGGUGGGCCAUUCGUUAAACAAUUCAACACAGGAAAAUCAUGUCUUUUUUCGCUCAAAGAAAGUGACAUUAGUGCUGCCAUGAGCAAAUUUCCUGUAAAAGUAACGGUGUAUAAAUCGCUUCCAUGUGGUUGUCUACCAACAAAAAUAGUUAUGGGUGAAUGCACAAUAGAUAUGACAAAAGAAUUUGUUGAAACAAGGAAGAAUUUCCUAGAAGAUCCAACUAGCGUCAGCUAUCAAGCAUUGAAGGAUUCAUUUCGAUUCGUUGGACCUGACGGUGAAGAGACCGGGGAGAUCGUAAUGUUUUUACGAAUAUCCUGCUUCGGAAAGUUGAUCAUAACUUCAUUUCAAGGGGCAAGCGGUGGUGCGCCUAGCUUGGGUGGAACAGCUAGGGGAAGUUCAGGGCUUGUAGAUAGGUCGUGUACUCCUAAAAAGGACUUUCAGUCAACAGAUGAUCCUUGCGCGUGUGGUGCGGCGAGAGGCCAUGGCGGGGCAGGUGGUUCAGGUGGACACACUUGCACUGGAGGUGGCGCCGUUUGUCCUCCUGCCCGAGAUCCUUACAAUACUAUGCCGUGCGUAGAUCCUGAUGAUCCAUGUUAUUGUUCUGGACCCAAACCGGCUGAAAAACAAAAAAUGGCCUGCCGAAAUACUGACCAAUAUUGUUUACAUGUUCCUAAAGGUCGCACUAAGCAAUUUGAAGAGAUAGGGACAACACUCGGUGAAAAUGAGCUUAAGAUAAAAGUUCCCGCCAGUGCAUCAAUCAUCAAGAAAAUAAGUCAAACGCAUUGCGCUAUGCAAUGCCCUUUUAGCACCAAGUCUGCUGACGGUGGACCUUGUGAGCCCCCAUGUGGGAAAAAUCAAAUAAGUUUGGCACUGCCGAGUGAAGCAAUCUGUUGCCAUGGAGCUCGACCGGCUGACACACAAUUCACCUGUACAACAGAAGGGUGUCUUCAGUCUACAAAGCAUGGUACACAGGCCACCAUGGCUCGUGGUGACAAUCAGCAGGAUCUACCUAACAAAGAUGUAUAUGUACUUAAAGUAGCUAAAACGGCACUUCAAGGAGAUAGGAAAUGUAGACUCGAAAUAGAACUGGCGACUCCAAAGGCGGCAGAUAAGGAUCCACCAAUAACUAAACAAAAUACAAGAAUUCAAUCUGACCUUGAUUGUGAAUGUGGUGUGAGGCGCAUUAAGAAGCAGAAGACUAAAAAGAAGCAUUGCUGCCCGACUGGGAACAAAGUCAUAUUCCAAGUACCAACGGAUUCUUGUGGAAAUGGACAUAAACAACGUGCAUAUUUUAAUUUUACAUCUGACGGUGUUGGCGACUUAGCGCGAGACGAACCGGGACAUUUAAUAUCUCCUACCGCGGAAAAUUACCCAGGAGCAGUUUAUGACUUUCCAAAACAAAUAAUAAAAAUUCGUGUCGGCAAAGUCAUAGAGAUGGCUAACCGAAAGUCAACAUUAGAAUACCAGUUUAUCACUCCUGUUGAGACGGGAGAAAAAGUUAUUCCAGUCAAAGACACGCGUACAGCCCAAUGUGUCCUGUCGAGCUCUCUAUUCUACCAAGAACUGAACGAUGAACAAAUAAAUAAAUUACUCACAAAAAGCAGCGUGGAACUUCCUUUAGAUAAAUGUAAUAAGCUUAUGAAAGUGUAUAACAACGUAUUACUUUUACCUUCCUGCGAAAAUAGUAUACUAACAACCCCUAAGACGACGGCUCCAAUGAAGUUAUUAUCUGAAGAAACUUCACGAACCUAUACAAAUUUGAAUUUGUCCUAUAGCUCCUUGACAAGCACCUGUUAUAAAAGAAACACAGAAGCUUUCUAUCCAAGAAGUUCAUAUAACAGUUUUGAUAUAAGGAAUUAUUGUGAAACGGAAAGUGCAUUUGGUGCAAGGGAAACGGCUGUAUACAUGACCCUUUUUGAUGAAUACUGUCCUAGUAAAAGUUCAGGUACUCAGGCUACGGCACUUAUAAACAAAUGUUUUCAAGUUCGCAGCGACAGAAACUCCUACGAUAUGAAUUCUGACCAGUAUUCCAGCUACACGAUGUCAACUAUACCGCCACAAGACAGUGUUCGAUACGUUACAGGUGCAAUGAAUUAUUCAGAAGUUUACUUUUUCGGGAGAAAGAAAGAGCCAGAAAAGGGGAUGGGAGGAAAAGAAUCUAAAACAAAACUAUGUAAAACUGGAAAACCUCCAUCUGCAGCUUGUAAAAGUACAGCUACCAAAACGACACGAUCUAAAGACCAAAGUACUUGCUCAUCUCAAACAAAACGGAAAUUGGGUGCAAACACAUCAACAGGUACUUAUAAAUCUGUUACAAUAAAAGACGACAAGCCUGAAAAACCUUGCCCUGCUUUGACUGCAUCAAAGGGGGAGAUGAUGGCGACUGUAUCACAUAUUAAAAUAGGACCAAAGGAACCUUGCCCCGUGCAUGGUAAAGAUCCGUGUCAGGGGCCAAAGUGCAUUGUAGCAUCUUCCGGUGAAAGUUCAGCCCCUGUAAAGGUUACUACAGUUACGAAUGCACGAAGAGGCGUUUUUGAACUAGUUAUUAGAAGAAUAACAGGUGCACCACUAGCCAAAAAUGAACUUCUUCUUGAAUGGACACCCCCACCUUCCCGUCCACCACCUUGUGGAUCACCAUGUCCUAUACCAUGUACCUUUCCAGGGCCAUGUAGACCAUCAAAAUGUAAGUUAAUAGUUUGCAAACCAUCACCAUGUAGGCCUAAAUGCUGCAAAAAAAAACCAUGUGGUCAGCCGUGCCGACCGCCAUGUAAAAAAUGUUGCAAGACAAGCUGUUGUGGAAAACCUUGUAGCUCUUGUAUUCCUUUUCCACCGCCACCAUGUAAGAAGCCCUGUAGCCCUCCAUGCUGUAGAUUACCGUGCAAGAGUUCACCUUGCUUGAAGCCAUGUCCAAUUGGUCGUAAGCGCCCACGUAAGACUAAAAGUCAACCAAAAAUCAAAGCGCACAAGAAACAUCAGUCCCCGUGCAAUAAUAGAGUUAAGGCAUGCCCCGUAGUAAAGUGCCGCAGUAUGCCUGGAUGCUGUGCCAUUCCAUUACCUUGCCCACCGAGAAAAUGCUGCUCAGUAGCCCCAUGUAAGCCGCCCAAGUGCUGCAGAAGUAAUUGUUCAUCCUGCUGCGGUUGCUAA